AAGCGAGGCUUGGUAGAGGAAGAAAAGCCGGAAGUAGUCCUCCGUGCGCAUGGCGGUAUUUGGAAAGUUAUUUCUUAUGUUUUGAAUAAACACCCAACGCCUGCCGUGUUUUGAGCGAAUUCAGUAAACUCUAUUGCUGCAACAUACAGCUCUCUAGAAGAUGGAGGCCGAUCUGUACGAUGAGUUUGGGAACUACAUCGGCCCAGAGCUAGACUCUGAUGACGACGACGACCUGGAGGCAGAUGACAGAGAUGUUGACGAGGCUGAUGAAGAUGACGAUGACGAACCCGCUGACGCCGAUGACGACGUCCCGGGCAUGGAGGUGGUCCUGCAUGAGGAUAAGAAGUACUAUCCCACAGCGGAGGAGGUUUAUGGGCCCGAAGUGGAAACUAUCGUCCAAGAGGAAGAUACACAACCUCUCACAGAGCCCAUCAUCAAGCCUGUGAAGAACAAGCAGUUCACCUUGAUGGAGCAGGAGCUACCUGCCACUGUUUAUGAUAUGGAGUUCCUCGCUGAUCUGAUGGACAGUCCAGAGCUGAUUCGUAAUGUCACCCUGUGUGGUCACCUUCACCAUGGCAAGACCUGUUUUGUGGACUGCCUGAUUGAACAAACACACCCAGAAAUCAGGAAGAGAGAUGACGUGGAUCUCCGAUACACAGACAUCCUCUUCACAGAACAAGAGAGAGGAGUCGGUAUCAAGAGCACCCCUGUCACAAUGGUCCUGCCCGACUCCAGAGGAAAAUCAUACCUCUUCAACAUCAUGGAUACACCAGGCCACGUGAACUUUUCCGACGAGGUCACAUCUGGCAUCAGGAUCUCGGACGGCAUCGUUCUCUUCAUCGAUGCAGCAGAAGGAGUGAUGCUGAACACAGAGCGUCUGAUCAAACAUGCCGUCCAGGAGCGGCUGGCCAUCACCAUCUGCAUCAACAAGGUGGACCGACUCAUCGUUGAGCUCAAAUUGCCUCCCACUGAUGCUUACUAUAAACUGCGCCACAUCGUAGAUGAGGUCAAUGGCUUGCUCAGCACAUAUUCAACAGAUGAGAACUUGGUGGUCUCGCCUCUCCUUGGGAACGUGUGCUUCGCCAGCUCCCAGUACAGCAUCUGCUUCACCCUCGGCUCCUUUGCUAAAAUCUAUUCUGACACUUAUGGUGACAUCAAUUACAAUGAGUUUGCCAAGAGACUUUGGGGAGACAUUUACUUCAAUCCCAAAACGCGCAAGUUCACAAAGAAAGCCCCCAACAGUAACUCCCAGCGCAGCUUUGUGGAGUUUGUCCUCGAGCCGCUCUACAAGAUUCUUUCACAGGUGGUCGGGGAUGUGGACACGUCUCUGCCCAGGGUUCUGGAUGAGCUGGGGAUCCAUCUGACCAAAGAGGAGCUGAAGCUCAACAUUAGACCCCUACUGAGGCUGGUCUGUAACCGCUUCUUUGGAGAGUUCACUGGCUUUGUGGACAUGUGCGUGCAGCAUAUCCCAUCACCACAAGAGGGCGCGAGGACUAAGAUAGAGCACAGCUACACAGGAGGCCUGGACUCAGACCUGGGGGAGGCCAUGGCAGAGUGCGACCCUGAUGGCCCUCUGAUGUGCCACACCACCAAGAUGUACAGCACCGAGGACGGGGUGCAGUUCCAUGCGUUUGGCAGGGUGCUCAGCGGGACCAUCCAGGCCGGCCAGCCCGUGAAGGUGCUGGGAGAGAACUACACCCUUGAAGAUGAGGAGGACUCCCAGGUGUGCACCGUGGGACGCCUCUGGAUUUCUGUGGCCAGGUAUCAAAUUGAAGUGAACCGCGUGCCUGCUGGCAACUGGGUGCUCAUCGAGGGCUGUGACCAGCCCAUCGUCAAGACCGCCACCAUCACAGAGCCCAGAGGGAACGAAGAGGCUCAGAUCUUCAGGCCGCUCAAGUUCAACACGGCAUCCGUCAUCAAGAUCGCCGUGGAGCCCGUCAACCCCUCGGAGCUGCCGAAAAUGCUGGACGGACUGAGGAAGGUCAACAAGAGCUACCCUUCUCUCACAACCAAGGUGGAGGAGUCUGGAGAGCAUGUCAUCUUAGGCACAGGAGAGCUCUACCUGGACUGCGUCAUGCACGACCUGCGCAAGAUGUACUCUGAGAUCGACAUUAAAGUUGCUGACCCAGUUGUGACUUUCUGCGAAACAGUAGUGGAGACUUCAUCACUCAAGUGCUUUGCUGAAACACCAAACAAGAAGAAUAAGAUCACGAUGAUUGCAGAGCCCUUGGAGAAGGGUCUGGCUGAGGACAUAGAGAACGAAGUGGUGCAGAUAACAUGGAACAGGAAGAAGCUGGGAGAGUUUUUCCAGACCAAGUACGACUGGGAUCUGCUGGCUGCUCGGUCCAUCUGGGCCUUUGGACCUGACACCACAGGACCAAACAUCCUUGUGGACGACACCCUGCCCUCUGAGGUGGACAAGGCUCUGCUCGGCUCAGUCAAAGACAGCAUCGUGCAGGGCUUCCAGUGGGGCACCAGGGAAGGGCCUCUGUGUGACGAACCCAUCAGGAACGUCAAGUUUAAGAUCCUGGAUGCCGUUAUCGCUCAGGAGCCGCUCCACAGAGGAGGAGGUCAGGUCAUCCCCACAGCCAGGAGAGUGGUGUACUCUGCUUUCCUCAUGGCCACUCCGAGGCUGAUGGAGCCCUAUUACUUUGUGGAGGUUCAGGCCCCAGCCGACUGCGUGUCUGCUGUCUACACAGUGCUGGCCCGGAGGAGGGGCCACGUCACUCAGGAUGCCCCCAUUCCAGGGUCUCCUCUCUACACCAUCAAGGCUUUCAUCCCAGCCAUCGAUUCCUUUGGCUUUGAGACAGACCUUCGCACACAUACACAGGGACAGGCCUUUGCCCUGUCUGUCUUCCACCACUGGCAGAUCGUCCCCGGUGACCCCCUGGACAAGAGCAUCGUGAUCAGGCCUCUGGAGCCUCAGCCCGCCCCUCACCUGGCCAGAGAGUUCAUGAUCAAGACUCGCAGGCGCAAGGGUCUGAGCGAGGACGUGAGUAUCAGCAAGUUCUUCGACGAUCCUAUGUUGUUGGAGCUGGCCAAGCAAGACGUGGUGCUGAACUACCCGAUGUGAGAGGCUCCGGUUGUGCAACAUCCACCGCCGCCAUGACUCGGACCUCCACUAGUCACAGAGCAACAAGUUCCAACCUUUUUUUAAUGUUAUUUUUAAUUUUUCAAGGAGACUUGGGGUGGAAAAGGGGACACUGGACUGGAUCUCCAAAGACUUCAUAACUUGUGUAAUGUCUUGUCUCCCAUUUUUGCAACGGGAGUCACAGAGCACCAUUACAACACCACUGACAAAAGUUGUGUAACUGGGGGAGGUCGUUGGUUUCCUAAUCAGUCAGUGAUUAAAAACAUGAAAUAUCUACAGUCCCAGGUUAAGUGUGUCAGCAGAGCAGUCGUCCUUCCCUUCAUGCCCCGUGUGGAGAGUUGUUCCUCAUAGUGCAGUCCGCUGUAAUGACUCAGUGUGAAGCUCGAAAUGGCAAACAUUGCUCAAGUACGUUGCGUCUCAUCUGUCUUGUUAUUUUUUUUAUAUGUAUAAUAAAUUCUCAAUGUUUUGUUUGUAGAAUAAGAACUUGGAAAACUUUUUUUAAUUAAAUUGGACGUCGUUGAUCUGGUGUGCGACUGGGUGAAUAAAAGUUGUCUAAUGAGAAAGA
Molecule: messenger RNA, 3656 nt
Organism: Myripristis murdjan (pinecone soldierfish)
Lineage: Eukaryota; Metazoa; Chordata; Actinopteri; Holocentriformes; Holocentridae
Gene: eftud2
Product: elongation factor Tu GTP binding domain containing 2
Exons: 28
Coding region: 161-3073 (970 amino acids)
Biological process (GO): mRNA splicing, via spliceosome
Cellular component (GO): U2-type catalytic step 2 spliceosome; cytosol; U4/U6 x U5 tri-snRNP complex
Molecular function (GO): GTPase activity; U5 snRNA binding; GTP binding
Source: RefSeq, a predicted model, not a curated record